Molecule: messenger RNA, 1698 nt
Organism: Mucor velutinosus
Lineage: Eukaryota; Fungi; Mucoromycota; Mucoromycetes; Mucorales; Mucoraceae
Gene: MRPL35
Product: mitochondrial 54S ribosomal protein YmL35
Exons: 4
Coding region: 1-1698 (565 amino acids)
Biological process (GO): photoreactive repair
Molecular function (GO): FAD binding; DNA binding; deoxyribodipyrimidine photo-lyase activity
Source: RefSeq, a predicted model, not a curated record
AUGACAGCUUCAAAAUCUAUUCAAGUGUGCUUCUUUCGCAACGUGUUACGAGUUCACGACAAUCAGUCCUUAUUUCAUGCCUUGAAAGCAAAGCCAGGUGCUGACAUCUUGCCGGUGGUUUGCAUUGAUCCGCGUAUGACGGAUAUCAGUAAUCUCAAGAAUCAAGGUGAUAAUGCGGCUCCCAAGACGUGGUUCUUCAAGCUCGACCGUGUCAAGGCUUUCCGCUCUAGAUUUUACUACGAAUCCAUCAUGGAUCUCAAGCAGCAGCUCGUCAACAGAGGCAGUGAUCUGAUGAUUCUCUUUGGACGUCCAGAGGAAGUAUUCCCCAGGCUGGAAAAGUACUUGGCCACCAAAAAGUAUCAGCUGGAGAAUGUACACGCACCCAAGGAGUACGCCUAUGAGGAAUUAUUGAUCGAAAAGGAUCUCUCAAAAUCCAUGAAGGGCAAUGUCAAAUACUACCACGAUUCAAUGAUGGUGCAUCCAGAUGAUUUGGAUUUCGUAGGCGAACGCACUUACAAGGUGUAUACUCAUUUCCGCAAGAGAAUUGAAAAGAUGGAUCAUCCCGUCAGAGCGCCACUGGACAUGCCUGAAAAGUUGCCUGCAUUCCCUCAAGUCGCUUGGGAUUUUGAGCAUGCCAAGGACGGUUACAAGAGCCUGGAAGAGUUGUACAAGGACAUUCACGUCAAAAAGGAUUCUCGAUCUGCAUAUCCUUGGAAGGGUGGUGAACAGUCUGCCCUGGAUAGACUCAACAGCUAUGUGUUCAAGACACACGCUGUAGAUGAGUACAAACAUACGCGUAAUGGCAUGAUUGGCACAGAGUACUCGACCAAAUUCUCUGCUUUUUUGGCUCACGGGUGUUUGUCACCUCGACUGAUUUGGCAUCAAAUGGAUAAAUUCAACCAACAACGCAAGAGAAAGCGCAGUGUCAAGGCUGGGGGAGACGAUGACGGUAUUUACUGGGUGCGCUUUGAGUUGUUAUGGAGAGACUUUUUUAGAUUGUUGGCUGCAGGUUAUGGUUCUCGCAUCUUCAUGCUGCAUGGAUUCAGAAACAUGGAAAAGCCAGAAAUAGCCAAAGAAGAUGACAAGAAGCAUGUGGAUGAGAAACCCAAGCCAAAGAACAGCUACACAGACAAAGUAUGGAGAUCGGAUGAUGAUCAGUUCAGUAAAUGGUGCAAUGGUCAAACGGGAACUCCCUUUGUCGAUGCCUGCAUGAGAGAGCUCCUGUACACUGGUUUUUUGAAUAACCGUGGUCGUCAAAAUGUUGCUAGCUACCUCGCAAAGGAUCUGGAGAUUGAUUGGCGUAUUGGUGCUGAAUACUUUGAGUCUAUGCUUCUGGAUCAUGACGUGUACUCCAACUACGGCAACUGGCAGUAUGUGGCUGGUGUGGGCUGUGAUCCUCGUGAAGGCUUCAGACACUUUAAUAUCAUCAAGCAAGGCAAAGACUACGACGCUGAUGGUGAUUACAUCAAGCUUUGGUGCCCUGAACUGGAGCAUCUGCCUACACAUUUCAUCCACUGUCCAUGGCUGAUGACCAAAGAAGAUCAAGCCAAGUACAAGUGUCAAAUUGGCAGUGAUUACCCUGAACCCAUGGCCCUGUUUGAUACCUGGAUCAAGCACUACCCUGCUGCUGCUACUAACGGUGCUAUUACAAACUACUUUCAGGACAAUAAGAAGAAGGUCAAGACGGAAAAGAAAUAA